Penicillium bovifimosum is the source of this 897-nucleotide messenger RNA. RefSeq names its product mitochondrial 37S ribosomal protein mS42 (gene sod4). The transcript has 4 exons. Lineage: Eukaryota; Fungi; Ascomycota; Eurotiomycetes; Eurotiales; Aspergillaceae. The coding region runs from base 1 to 897 and encodes 298 amino acids. Gene Ontology annotation, molecular function: metal ion binding; superoxide dismutase activity. Gene Ontology annotation, biological process: superoxide metabolic process. The record is from RefSeq and is a predicted model, not a curated record.
AUGUUCAGUCGAUUUGUCCGGCCGCAGAGCGCCUUGCGCGCAGCGUCCGCUUUCUCCCCUAAACCUACAUCCGCCUUCUCACGCUUCCAGACCCGUGCUAUUCAUCGCAUUCCCCAAUUGCAGCAUGACGCCUAUUACAAGGAAAAUGGUGUCCCAGAACUCAUGUCCCCGGAGGCAUUCGACUUUGCCUGGACCCAAUACCAGGCUCUGCUCGUUGACAAACUCAAUUUGUUGACACAAGACACCGUCGACGCGGAUGCCAAACCCGGAGAAUUGCUGGUCAAGUACUCUAAGCGUCCGGAGAUGGCCUCGGUGUUCAAUUACGCCUCAAUGGCUCACAACAACCACUUCUUCUUCAACUGCUUGUCUCCCACAGCCACCGCUAUCCCCGAUAAGUUCGCCAGCGACAUCAUCGACACCUGCUCUUCCGUCGAAUCCUUGAAGUUGGACUUCCUGGCCACCGCAAGCUCAAUGUUCGGUCCGGGCUUCGUGUGGCUCGCCAAGAACCUCGAGCGCGAAGGCUUGAUGCACAUCUUCUGCACCUACAGCGCCGGCUCACCCUACCCAGCCGCCCACUCCCGGCGGCAACCCGUCGACCUGGCCACCCACACCCCGGAGACCCCGCUCGGUAACCAGUUCGCCGGUGCGAUGGGCGCCCACGCUCAGAACCAGAAGAGCCUGGCACCCGGUGCCGUCGAUGUGCAGCCCAUUCUCUGUGUGAACACCUGGGAGCACGCGUGGAUGAUGGAUUACGGUAUUGCUGGCAAGGACGAGUACUUGGAGCGCUGGUGGGAUCGCAUUAACUGGGAUGUUGUUUUCGAUAACUACAAUGCGGUUGGUUCGAUGAAGCAUUCGCGAAGCUCCAUUAACCGCCAACGGAGCAUGAGCAUGCUUUAA